UGCUGAUUUCUGACUCAACGCAACGACUACCCCAUCCCAACAUAGGAGAUUUAAGUUUCUCAGAAGCUAUCCCUCUGAACACAGGUGAUUCCUGUGAUGAAUUCCUCUAUAAUGCUUCUUCACUCUUCACCUUCAACCGUUUCUUCGAUCCAACUCCAAUUCUACAUCCUCUCUCUAAACUUUACCAUUCGCUUCUUCCCCAGUUUCCCGUGAACGGUUUCAAAGAUCUCGGGUUGAGUUCCACUUCUUACGUUUCUUCUGCUGAAUCACUUUGAAGACUCUCCUCCAGAUACAGUCAUUCAGAAGACACUUUCACAUUCUUCGUUUUCUCUCCUCCAAUACUUGAAUUAGAGUGGAACUUCGACCAAAUUUAGUCUUUAUCCUCCCUCCAUUUCCAUUUUAUUGUCCUGAUUUCUUUUCCCUGUGGCGGGAAAGCUUUGAUUUCAGUUUGAUCCUGAAGUUCUUCAAGCAGGCCCUUUGGCCGAAAGGGUGUCUUAUUCCGGCAUGCGGGGUCGUCCAACAUCGCGGGAGCUAUCCUCGACGUACAAGCGUAUGUCAUCGAGAGAUUAUAUGAAUAUGCUUCAAAUGGAGGAAAAUACAGCUCUUUUGCAGAAUGGUGUGGGACUCGAAACAACAAACCCUUCCUGGAAGCGUUCUUUUCCUCAUAUACUUGUAGCAACCAUUACAUCAUUCUUAUAUGGUUACCAUCUUGGAGUGGUCAAUGAACCACUUGAAAGUAUUUCUUUAGAUCUUGGUUUUGGUGGGAAUACCCUGGCUGAAGGUCUAGUGGUGAGUACGUGUUUAGCUGGUGCUUUUGUUGGAUCUUUAUUUAGUGGUUGGAUUGCGGAUGGGGUUGGUCGCUGCAGGGCUUUCCAAUUAAGUACUUUACCGAUGAUUAUUGGUGCUUCCAUGAGUGCAACAACAGAAAAUUUAGAGGGUAUGCUUCUUGGGAGGUUUUUAGUUGGAACAGGAAUGGGUCUGGGCCCGGCUGUUGCAUCUCUCUAUGUGGCAGAGGUUUCACCUUCUUUCGUGAGGGGUACUUAUGGAAGCUUCAUCCAGAUUGCAACAUGUCUUGGGCUUAUGGGGGCACUGUUCAUUGGAAUCCCUGCCAAAGACAUUGUUGGUUGGUGGCGGGUAUGUUUCUGGGUAUCUGCUGUUCCUGCUGCAAUACUUGCGCUUGCCAUGGUGUUCUGUGCAGAGAGUCCCCAUUGGCUUUACAAGCGUGGAAGAUAUGUGGAAGCGGAAGCUGAAUUCGAGAAGCUCUUAGGAGAAUCACAUGUCAAAACUGCAAUUGGUGAGCUGUCAAAGGUGGACAGAAGUGAUGAUGAAGAAGCGGUAAAGUACUCAGAGUUAUUCCGUGGUCGCCAUUUCAAAGUUGUUUUUAUUGGGUCAACCAUAUUUGCUUUCCAACAGCUGUCUGGUAUUAAUGCUGUAUUCUAUUUCUCUUCAACUGUCUUCAAAAGAGUGGGGAUACCAUCAGACCUGGCAAAUACCUGUGUAGGAGUUGCAAAUUUGUCUGGGUCAAUUGUUGCGUUGAUUUUGAUGGAUAAAAUGGGAAGGAAAGGUCUUCUUUUGGCAAGCUUCAUGGGAAUGGCAGGAGCAAUGGGAAUCCAGGUCACUGCGGCAAGUUCUUUCUUACCAGAGUCUGCAGUUUUGUAUCUUUCUGUCGGUGGAAUAUUAUUGUUUGUCUUAACUUUUGCAGUGGGUGCUGGUCCAGUCCCUGGUCUCCUCCUUCCUGAAAUUUUCCCCAGCAGAAUUCGCGCGAAAGCUAUGUCAGUCUGUCUAUGUGUACAUUGGGCUGUAAAUUUCUUUGUGGGAUUGUUGUUCUUGCGUCUACUGGAAGUACUUGGGCCACAAAUUUUGUACUCAAUCUUUGCUACUUUUUGUUUGAUGGCUGUGGUUUUUGUGAAGAGGAAUGUCGUUGAAACCAAAGGAAAAUCACUCCAAGAAAUUGAGAUAACACUUCUUUCACAGGACUAAGGAAAGACAAUGAAGAAUUUGGAAAUUUAAUUCUCAUGUAGGUGCUGGCCUGGUCUGUUUGCUAUUUUUGCCCAAAGUCAUCCAUGUGGUAAUAUAUUCACAGAUUUUGGUGGUGACAAAUUGCCAAGCUAUUGGUUCAUCAGGCGAUGGUUGGGUUGGUGUAAGUUCUUCUUGAGAGAGUUCUGUAUGAAUAUAUUGAGAGAAACAUGAAGUCACUGUAGCCUUCCAUCUUAACACAUCUUUCUGUAAGGAUGUAAAUUUCAUCAAUAGGAUUAUGAAGAAUAAGAUGGAUCUGUUGGUAACAACACUCA
This is a messenger RNA of Macadamia integrifolia, 2291 nucleotides long. Its product is annotated as probable plastidic glucose transporter 2. The record is from RefSeq and is a predicted model, not a curated record. The transcript has 16 exons. NCBI's taxonomy places the organism in Eukaryota, Viridiplantae, Streptophyta, Magnoliopsida, Proteales, Proteaceae. The coding region runs from base 505 to 1980 and encodes 491 amino acids. Gene Ontology annotation, cellular component: membrane. Gene Ontology annotation, biological process: monosaccharide transmembrane transport. Gene Ontology annotation, molecular function: hexose transmembrane transporter activity.